This is a messenger RNA of Aspergillus campestris IBT 28561, 2334 nucleotides long. Its product is annotated as putative C6 transcription factor. The transcript has 2 exons. The record is from RefSeq and is a predicted model, not a curated record. Gene Ontology annotation, cellular component: nucleus. The coding region runs from base 1 to 2334 and encodes 777 amino acids. Gene Ontology annotation, biological process: regulation of transcription by RNA polymerase II; DNA-templated transcription. Gene Ontology annotation, molecular function: zinc ion binding; DNA-binding transcription activator activity, RNA polymerase II-specific; RNA polymerase II cis-regulatory region sequence-specific DNA binding. Lineage: Eukaryota; Fungi; Ascomycota; Eurotiomycetes; Eurotiales; Aspergillaceae.
AUGGAUGAUGACGCCCUCCCGGGUCUUGCGACGUCUAGACGCCGCCGACCCGCCUUGUCCUGUACCAUCUGUCGUCGCCGCAAAUUGAAGUGUGACCGAUCCAUACCCUGCGAGCAGUGCAUCAAGUCCAAGUCUCCCGAGUCGUGCGUUUAUGUUGGUCCGCAGUCGGCAAGUAGCGCCCGCCAGAGCCAUCGGGAACAGUCCCAGAGCUCCACCGGUCGGGGGAGCCCUGUCCACGGUGGGCUCCACGUCUUUGAUUCAAAGCAUCUUCAGAACUCGUCCUUUCAUUUCUCGUCGUCCAGUCGAGUUACCAAACCCCAGAGACGCUCGGAUGAACUAUCCGAGUUGCGCAGUCGCGUGCAAGGGCUAGAACGCGCCCUCACCCAGGCAAACCCCAUUUCCACCCCCGAGACUACGGCAACCGAUACGUGGUCGGAUUCAGACGUGCGGCAAACGGCGUCGAACGCGCAGGAGCUGAGUGAUGCCGUAAGACACCUUCCGGGGCGGUCUUGCUUUCGAGGCAAGGCAUGUAAAACCCGGUUCGGUGGACGAUCCCAUUGGGCCGUGUCGCUGUCCCUAUUCAAAGACAUCGGCAUCUUUUUAAAAGGACAAAGCGGUGACUUCAAAAACCGCAAAGCAGAGCUUUGCAGUCUGAGCAAGUUCAAGAACGAACUCUGGUCCAGAGAAAAACAGGACCACCAGCGCACUUACCGGGAAAAGGCCUUUGCCCUUGGGGAGAUACUGCCGCCCCGACGGGUCGCCGACGAACUACUCAAUGUCUAUUUGGCUACCUUCGAGACGACGUACCGGAUUUUGCAUACCCCGAGCUUUGUUGAACAGUACGAGGCUUACUGGAAUGGUACGGGGACCACCGACAUGGUCUUCCUCGCGAAAUUGCUGGCGCUGAUGGCUGCUAGUAGUGGCUUUUUCGGCCCGGCCACCAGACUCAGCGAGGAGGAGACCCUGCACACGGCGGCCGCGGGGUGGAUUGUGGCCGUCGAUGCAUGGCUUGCUUCGACCUCGGUCAGUUCCUCCAUCGAGUUCAACAUGUUACAGAUCCAGUGCCUGCUUCUCAUUGCCCGCCAGGCUGGUGCGAAUGAUGGCGACCUGGUCUGGAUUGCGUCUGGUUCUGUGAUCCGUUCCGCGAUGACGAUGGGCUUGCACCGUAGUCCCUCGCGGUUCCCCAAGAUCGGGAAGUUUUGGGCGGAAAUGCGCCGCCGACUCUGGGCAACUAUACUGGAGCUGGAUCUCCAGUCGGCACUGGACGGAGGCAUGGUGACGCAAAUUGAUCUCGACGAAUACGAUUGCGAGCCACCUUCCAACUACGACGACGCAGAUUUGACGGAAAAGAUGACGGAGGACCCAAUCCCCCAAGGCUUGACCGUAGGGACUCGAAGUAGCUUUCAGGUCUUGCUGGCUCGAUCAUUGCCCCUCCGAGUUCGCAUCGCCAAACUAGUGAACAGACUUAAAUUCACCCUUUCGUACGACGACGCCCUUCGGAUGAGCGAACAAAUCCAGCAAUACUUGGAGCAGGCCGCUACUCUGCUAGAAGAGCGGUCCUUCGCGCGGAACUUUUAUGAUUUCCUCAUGCGUCGGUUUCUUCUGGUUCUUCAUAGGCCGUUCGCUUUGAGCAUUUUCUUGUCUCCUCAAUUCUCGUAUUCCCGCAAGGUUUGUCUCGAGAACUCCCUGGAGAUGCUCUCAUCGCUCAACCCCCCAGCGGUCACUCUGCCAGAAGCGCAGGCCUGUCCUCAUCUGGGGCAGUUGAGCGGGGCAAUGUUUCGGGAUGAGUUUUUCCACGCUGCCAUCACAAUUUGCGUGGAGCUGUCUCUCCAGGCAAAUGAGUUUGCCAAAUCGGGGCCAUCGCCCCCCUCGGGACCGCUCAACGCUUUGAAUGAUCUAUUUCGGUCACAACAAGAUGUUUUAGUUCGGGCGGUGGAGCAUACGAUCGAUACGUUCGGCAGUCGGAUGUCGUCUAAAGGGAAAGGUGGGAAACCGUUCUUCUUUCUUAGUAUGGGUUUGGCGUCGGUCAAGGCGCGGCUGGACGGGAAAGAAGACCCGUACAAGAGCGUCGAACAGGUUUCAGCAAGGGUCAUUCAGCAGUGCAACCAGAUACUGAACGGGGCGACUUGGGCUGAUGUCCGACGCGCCGAGAAUUGCGAAGUUCCACCGCUACCGACCCCCGGACUAUAUCCCGCGACGCCAGAGCUGUCCAUGGACCCGGCGUCGUGGCCGUCCACGGGCCUUUCACCAUUGGAUUUCGGGAAUAUCUUUGAUACGGGGGGGGACUACGGGCUUCCGGAAUUCUGGAACAGUGAUUUUUUCACGGGCUUCUAG